CGCACUGAUUUUCGGCUGCUCUCUUCUGAACAUUUUCAGUCUAGUGAAACCUCUGUUGAAGAGCCCUAGCUCUUCCGUGGAUUAGUCCUGGAAUUCCAGGGAUACCACGUUAAAUCGAUCUGUUCAUUUACUGCAUUUGUGAGAUUUGAUUUGUUAACAUGGUAUCAGAGCCAUCGACUAUGGAGUUAGAGAAAUCGAUCGUCCGACUGUCACCAACGAAUUUCCCUCUCUGGGAAUUUCAGUUUCGUGUGUACGUAGAAGGUAAAGGAUUGCUCGGAAUCCUUGAUGGAACCACUCCCCGACCUGCCGAGACUGCUCCAGCUCAAGCAAUUGCGGCUUGGAAUCAGAAUGACGCUCGUGUUCGUUCGGUGUUGCUGAGUUGUGUUGAUCCUACUACCUGUCUGAGCCUUCGGCUAUUCCCAACAGCGAACAGGAUGUGGCGGCAUUUACAGGGGCUGUACUCAACUGUGAAUGCAGCCCGUCAAUUCGAAUUGCAGAUGGCUUUGGCACGUCUGACGCAAGGUGAAAACUCUGUUACUGAAUAUUUCAAUUCAGCUCAAGAAUUGUGGACCGAGCAAGAUAUGUUGAAUCUGGCCCUUCGCCCCAAUGCUGAGAUGACCGAGGAUAUGUUAGCUGAACGUCAACGGGAACGCGCAAUGCAGUUCUUGAUGAAGUUGCGACCAAAAUUUGAACCCGUAAGAGCUACCCUUCUCAACCAGGAUCGCUUGCAGUUUGAUGGGCUACUUAGUGCUCUAGUACGUGAAGAAAUUAGGCUAAGAACUCAAUCCCAGCUUGAUAUGCGCCCUGGCGAAGGUGAGACCAUUAUUGCUGCCGCAGCUGUUCAAGGAGUCACCCCUGGUCAUGAGUCAGUUUAUGCAGUUGGUCGGCCCCAUUUUCAGCAAAGGAUCCCAGUCACGGAAUUGGAGUGCCAUCACUGCCGCGAAAGAGGUCACGUCCAAAAUCACUGUAAGCGAAAGAAUUAUUGCGUUUACUGUAAACGAUCCGGUCAUAUAAUUCUUGAAUGUCGCACCAAGGAACGAAAUAAUGCUCGAUAUGGCGGCUAUACUUCCAACUUGGGUCCUGUUGACCGCCAUCCUGCUGCCGAGCGCUAUGCUGCUCGCAAUAAUCCAGCUGCAGGUAAUAAUCGAGCAGCUUAUGCCACUAUUCCUAUUGAAACUACAGCCCGUCCAAAUAUGAAAGAAAUGGCAGGAGCAAAUGGUGAAUGAUGCACUUCAACGCUCACUGCCCAGUGCUCUUUCCUCAGCCUUUGCUUCAUUUAAUGGGUCAGGUAAAACGUCUCAUACUCCUUGGUUGCUAGACUCUGCUUGCUUUAACCAUAUGACCCGUCAUGCUAGUGCUUUAUCCACUAUUCGUCCAGUUCAAGAUAUGUCACUUACUGUUGCUAAUGGAGAUAAGUUGCAUGUUCAAGGAAUGGGUCUGGUUAAUACUUCACAUGUAGAAUUACCAGAUACUUUGCAUGUUCCUAAGCUAUUACCGAACUUAGUCUCUGUGGGUCAACUUACUGAGCAAGGCUAUUCUGUUUUGUUUGCUCCGACUGGUUGUAUCAUACAGGAUUUGAAGACGGGGAGGCAGAUCGGAAGGGGGAGUAAACAAGGCCGGAUAUUUCAUUUAGAGGAGUUACAUGGGCAAUCCGAUUUAGUACCCGUCAGUAGUCCUCUGUCGAGUUCUGUCAGUAGUCCUGUUUUUUCUUGUUUUUCCAAUAAUGUGUGGGAUUUAUG
Messenger RNA from Linum trigynum, 1739 nucleotides. The record is from the annotation of a GenBank genome assembly. NCBI's taxonomy places the organism in Eukaryota, Viridiplantae, Streptophyta, Magnoliopsida, Malpighiales, Linaceae.